Messenger RNA from Dendronephthya gigantea, 3964 nucleotides. Its product is annotated as GTPase-activating protein and VPS9 domain-containing protein 1-like. The transcript has 15 exons. The record is from RefSeq and is a predicted model, not a curated record. Gene Ontology annotation, cellular component: endocytic vesicle; cytosol. Gene Ontology annotation, molecular function: guanyl-nucleotide exchange factor activity; small GTPase binding. Gene Ontology annotation, biological process: vesicle-mediated transport; regulation of GTPase activity. NCBI's taxonomy places the organism in Eukaryota, Metazoa, Cnidaria, Anthozoa, Malacalcyonacea, Nephtheidae. Bases 6 to 3809 code for a protein of 1267 amino acids.
GCAAAAUGGCGGACCAAGAACAAGAAGUCGAUAUUCUUUCUUUAAGACAACGUCUUCGCGACGAAUAUGCCUUUGUCAACAAACAAAAACACGACCUACAGAAAGAGCACACAAAUAUUGUGUCCACAGGCGAUUCUCUUCUGCGUGGGUUAUGGAUUGCUGGACAGCAAUGGCGGAAUUUCAAUCGGUUAAAGGGUGGCCCAAAAUUCGCGUCUGAAUGCACGUAUACGUCAAACUUACUCGAUUCUAUUACGUUUAAGGAUGGCUACGCUACAGUUGGGUUCAAAGAAGUAAAAUAUGGCAACUUCUUGAGAGACUUGCGUGAAAAUAGUGAUUUAUUAAAGUCAAUUUUAAUCUUUGCAGAUCAUAUGAACUUAGAUACUUCCGCGUUCCUAAGAACUAUUAUUACAUCAAUAUAUGGUUCUUGUUUAUUUCCGCGUGACGAGAAAUCACUAUUGAUCAUUAUCAGGGAUAUCAUCCAAUAUCACUUGGUAUAUUCAGAAAAGCCACUCAACAUCUACAACAACAAUCAAAACUCGUUCAUUAACAUAUUAAAUGUUAUUUUGCAUACAUCAUUACCCUGUACGGCCUUCCUUGGCCUUGCGUGUAGAGAGGUUGUCUUUGAUAUUCUACUUGAUAGCACAUUGUAUUGGACAGUAGAGGAACAAGAGCUAUUGUCUGUCAUGGAUGUAACAGAGGUACGAAAAAGAUUUGGUGAACCUGGUAGCGCUGGCACCACAGAAAGGAUCAGAGAUCACAUGAUGAGAUGCUGGUUAGCCCUUGCAGACACGUUAUAUGACUUAUUUAAAAAGAUUAAAAACAGUCUAAUUUGUAUGCCAGACAUAUUGAUAUGGAUUAUAUCAUGCUUUUACAACUCUUCAUUAGAGCGAGGUUUUAAUGAUGGAAAGGCUCGGCAAAUGGUAAUGAGAUUCUUUUUUAACCAAGUAAUUGUUCCAUUGUUGGAAAGUCCACAGCCUUUUAUAAUUGAUACUGAAAUACGAGCACCCAGAGUUGCCAUGUUUAAUCUUAAGAAGGUGACUUUGAUUAUUCAAACACUGGUGUCUAUUGAAGCUGGUGAUGAUAUUUCCUUUUUAAGUCUUGAAGCAAGACAGUUUUAUCAAAAUUUGGACAAGGGGCCACUUCAUGAGAUUGUUAACAUCUUGGUGGAACAACUGCCGAAGGACAGUGAUGCAUUACUGUCUGAUAGAGAUAGCAUGCCUGGUAUAGCUAGGACAUCUGUCCUUAUCACAAAGACCAAUUUAGAUUCUUUGGUCAGCCUUUUCUGCCAACUCAAACACUUCCACAGUCCUUCCAAUGCAGGAAAAAAUCAAUUUCCAGCUAAACAACUGAUUAACCACACCAGUUUGGAGAAACUUUUGAGCCAUCUUGAAGGCAUCCACUCAGUGACAUCAAACCUAGCAAAGAUGUCUUUUUCAACUGAAACCACUGAUAUUCGAAAUAAUCUGCAUAAGGCUUUGCAGGCAUUUAAUAAACCCAUAAAUGAAGAUGACAUUGUCCUGAUUAUUUCAUUGGGUGUUACAAUCAUUGAGUGUCCUGGAAUGCUCUCAGAGGAAAAGGUGCUUGGCAUACCAACCCCAAAACCAAGACGUAAAAGUACCAUGCAGGAGGAGAUUAGCAACCCUAUGGAUGACAUCAGCGAAAACUCAUCAAACAGUGACUCAAAUGAUUCAUCUGAUGAAAAACCACCAGAACAUGGAAAAUCCGAUGAUGUUGAUUCAGCUGAAGACUGCGUCAAGGAGGACAUGGGUUUUGAUGAUUCAUUUGUUGAGUUUUCAUCCACCAACCCCUUCGCGGAAAAUGUAGAUGAAACAAACCCUAAUAAACUCAUAGAGACAAUCCCUUCUGCCCAUAAUGUGGAUCCGUUUGCAGGAUUUGAUUCAGAGUUUCCAGUUUUGAGUAAGGAUGAUCCUUUCACAAGUGUGGUUACCCGUUUACCAGAACAACCCGCACAUAUUUAUCAACCACCAGCGUCUUUGAUAAACCAUUUAGAACAAGCACCUUCUAAGAUACCAACUAACAUAGGAACGCUCUCAACCUCAUCUUCUAACCCCUCGUCCCAAUCUCAAAACUCCUUAUCACCAAACUCAUCAUCUCCAUUCCCAAACUCGUCAUCCCUAUCGUCUGAGGCAUUAUCACCACAAAACAAUCAAGCUCCUCUUAUUGAUCUCGGAGACUCUGAGUCUUGGUCCACAGAUGCUGUCACGAGCAGUAUGGCGACGGAGGUAUUACAAUUCAGCUCUGGAAGUCAAAGCAGCAAUGAAAGUGGAAAGAGAUUUAGCAGCUCUGCUAGUUCCAGUAGUGAUAGCGGUGUGAAACUACCUUCUCUCAAAAAGGAACCAAACAUAAUGAACUCUAAAAAAGAAAAGAAAGGCGGUGAAGUUCAUAGAAAGAAAUCGUUGAGGGAUAUUCAACAUGCGAUUACAAGCAGAGUUACGUCACCGAAGAACGAGAGAAGCAAAUUCAAAGGUUCGACUUUGGUGAGAAAAAUAGGAGGAAGGAAAAAGAAAGCCACCUCUGAACGAUUGCUUAAUGAGCCCACAGAUGUUGCAACCAGUAUUAUACACGCCGAUACGACAAAAACGGCAAAAGAAAUAUGUGAUGAGAUUAUGCAGAGAUAUGCCACGCCCAGGAACGAUCGACCCCAUAAAGUUCAUUCCAAUGUUACUGUAGAAACUACUCAAGUGUCACGUGACGAGGAAGAGAUUAUGGAAGAUGCAAAAAAUAAACUGCGACUAAUUUUAAGUAAUGGUUCUGCUCCAGUGUUCCCAGUCAGUGCCUCCCACAGAAUGAGUGUGAAUAAAGAAGAUGCAUUGAUGACUUAUCUGAAGCAAGAUCUAGCUGAUGCCAUUGCUUGUCAGGAUUGUACGAUGAUAGCAAGAAUUUCAGAAACUUUAAGUACUUUUGAAAAACUGCCAACUACAAGAUAUCCUGAAGUGUUAAAGAAACUGCAGCAAGAUUAUUUAUCCAGAAAAGCCUAUCUGUCGUAUCUUGUUCGUGCUCACCAAGGCUUGGUUGGUACUCGACAGUUUUUCCAGAAAGCUUUGGAGCGAGUUGACAGGGAACGAGAAAUAUGUCGACGAUAUUUGAUGAUGCAAUGUGUUAGUAUGUUUAUGCAAGGGAGAAAAGACAAGUUGGAUGUCUUUGUCAGAAAAUUCGAGAGGCUGUCGCUGACAGAUGAAAAAAGUGAAGAAAUGAAAGUCUUUAUACAAAUGAUUAAGCAAGAGUUUCAACAAGACCCUUUGUGGUUUGGUUCAAACGAUGAGCAGAGAGUUGAAGCUUUUGAUGCAAUCGAGAGAUACUCGAUAAGUCGUGUUUAUUGGGCUGCGAUAUAUGCUUAUGGAGAGACUGAUAAAUGUCGUGAUGACGUUUUUCACCAGACUGUAAAUUCCAUGUGUAAAACCAUCGGUAAAGACUUUGCGCUGUUAGAAAUAAAAGAGGAAUUUCAAAACGAGGCUCCAUGGUUACCAGCGCAAAAUGAGCUUCGCCCUCUUUCAGCUUAUAAAACCCCAAAAGACAAGCUAAAAUGCAUUCAACGUUGUUGUACCACGAUUAUGAGCCUGUUAGGUAUGUCCAGCGGUGAUGCUGUAGGUGCUGAUGCAUUCACCCCAGUCCUAAUAUACGUCGUGAUGCACGCGAACCCCAGAGGCCUGUUGACCACUGUAGAUUUCAUAAAUAACUAUUUAUACGAGACGCUGACUGGAGAACAAUAUUAUUGCUGGAUGCAGUUUUGUUCCGCUAUUCAGUUUAUCAAGAUACUGUUAGAGGAAAACAAUUCCAGAAAAUUAUAGCAUUAAGGAGAAAUCAAAUCAGAAUUGGCAAGCAAUAAGGCGUAUGUUAAUUUAGCUUCAGUUUGCAAAGGUAAUAAUAGAUGAUCCAGGAAUUUGAUCCGAGUGAUCUGAAAUGGCGGGAAAGGACUGAGACUAGUUGUCAGAACUUUAUUCGA